GACAGAGCCGGUGCACAGGAGAGGGGAAAGGUCAGACACGGAGAGGCACCCCUUACCCCCCCCUCAUCCCCACCACCCCACCCGAGGUGGAGGUGCGGAUCGGACAGAGUCAUGGUCAAUCUGUGCAGGCGUCGUUAGCUGCGGGUCGCGGGGCUCUGGCGACAGGAGGAUUCCUACUGGCCGAACUGGACGCGCCGAUGAACUGGUGAUGAGCACGAGGCCGACCGCGUGUGUGGAGCUUUUUUUGCACGGAGCGCCUGCUCGAUGUUAUUUACACCUCGCAGUGUAGUGGGAGACAAAAAUUGUGCCGUUGAAUUCACAGAGAAAGAAGAAAAAGAGAGUGAAGAGACGAGGAAAGUGAUUCCACAAACCCAGGGGAGAAGGUGAUGGAUCAUCAGGACAAAGGAGGAGGCACAGGAGGAGGAGGAGGAGGAGGAGGAGGAGGAAGGCAGACUAAGGAAAACCAGAAGGCCGAGGAGGUCGGCGACGAGGAGAAGUGGACCAAAGACAAGAACAACAAGUUGGAGAAGGAAAUCGGCGGGAAGGAGCCCGGCGGGGGGGGGGCCCCGCGGGAGAAGCGGCGCUGCCCCUGGCGGAGCGGCUGGGCCCUGGCGGAGCGGCUGGCCAUCAACGUGUCGGGGAUGCGCUACGAGACGCAGCUCCGCACGCUGGCCCAGUUCCCCGACUCCCUGCUGGGCGACCCCCGCCGCCGCCUCCGCUACUUCGACCCCGUGCGCAACGAGCUCUUCCUGGACCGCAGCCGCGUCUGCUUCGACGCCAUCCUGUACUUCUACCAGUCCGGCGGGAGGCUGCGCCGGCCCGCCAACGUGCCGCUGGACAUGUUCCUGGAGGAGCUGCGCUUCUACGAGCUCGGGGAGGAGACCAUCGACCGCUACAAGGCCGAGGAGGGCUUCUCCAAGGAGGAGGAGAGGCCCCUGCCCACCAACGACCUGCAGCGCCGCCUCUGGAUGCUGUUCGAGUACCCGGAGUCCUCCGGCGGCGCUCGGAUCAUCGCCAUCAUCAGCGUCAUGGUCAUCGUGCUCUCCAUUCUCAUCUUCUGCCUGGAGACCCUGCCGGAGUUCAGGCACGAGAAGGAACAGAGGGAGCAAUUCACCACCAUGCCUCACCCCACCAUAGCGAACGAGACCAUCUCGGUCCCGCCCGGGUUCAACCCCUUCCAGGACCCCUUCUUCAUCGUGGAGACCAUCUGCAUCAUCUGGUUCUCCUUCGAACUCAUCGUGCGCUUGAUCUGCGCCCCGAGCAAGGUGCACUUCUUCAAGGACGUCAUGAACACCAUCGACUUCUUCGCCAUCAUUCCCUACUUCGUCACCCUGGGCACGGAGAUGGCCAAGGACAAGGGGGCGCCGCCCUCCGUGUCCCUGGCCCUCAUCAGGGUCAUCCGGCUGGUGAGGGUCUUCAGGAUCUUCAAGCUGUCUCGCCACUCCAAGGGCCUCCAGAUCCUGGGCCAGACGCUGAAGGCCAGCCUCCGAGAGCUCGCGCUGCUCAUCUUCUUCCUCUUCAUCGGGGUCAUCCUCUUCUCCAGCGCCGCCUACUUCGCGGAGGUGGACAGCCAAGACACGGCGUUCACCAGCAUCCCCGGGGCCUUCUGGUGGGCCGUUGUGACCAUGACGACGGUGGGCUACGGGGACAUGUACCCGGAGACGGUCGGGGGGAAGCUGGUGGGCUCCAUGUGCGCCAUCGCCGGCGUGCUCACCAUCUCGCUGCCGGUGCCCGUCAUCGUGUCCAACUUCAGCUACUUCUACCACCGCGAGAACGAGUGCGAGGAGACGACGCAGUACAAGCACGUGUCCACGUCGCUGUGGGACGGAGAGGACGACGGCGAGGGGGAGCGCGAGGACGGAGAGGACGAGGGGGUUUACGCCCCCGUGUACGGGCCGGACAUCUGCCCGCCGCUCAACGGCUCCCUCCUGGCGGGGCUCUGCACCGGGCAGGAAGCCGGCGGGCGGAGGGGGACGAACUUCUAUCUCAACGAAACUCUGGUCACUCAGGUCUGACGGAGAGGAGGGCGGACAUCUGACGGAGAGGAGGGCGGAGGUACAACGUGAACACGGAGACUUGAUGCCAGAUUUUUUCUCUCAAUGAAUAAAUGUAAUGUGAGCUCUUUGAAAAAAAAAGACAUUUUCAGAAGCCUCAAAUAAUCGUCCAUCCAGCUGAAGGUAUGGACGAUUCCACCUGCUGCACAAUGAAGACGAUAAAAAGAUCUGACUGAGUGAUGGCAGUGAGAAACCCUGUUGCUUGUUUUGAGCAUAGCAAAGGUGUUCAUUAGAAAAAUGGUAUUAAAGGUUUUAGCGAUAACUUGAUUUUACAUUUUCAUAACUCACUUAAUAAUUUCCUUGAAAGUUUCCUGAAUAUAAGUUUAGGUUAAAUUUUGAAUUUGCUUUAACCUCCCUUAAACCCAAGUGUAUUGUGAGAAGCUGUAUUCUCCUUACAUACACUUGCAUGUGGACAUUUUUUCAUGUUUAGUUGUGCUGACUGAAACACUACCUCGGUUACACAAAAAAAUAUAUUAAAAGAUUGUAUUAAAAACGUAUCUAUAUAGUUUGUUUUAUAAGAAACUAUUUGUUUGAAAAGCAGGUUAAAAAUAUUUUCCCAUUGUGCAGCAGAUGGACAAAGAUUAUUUAAGCAAAAUGUUCUUAAAAUGGGAUAAAAGCGUAAUAAAUCAGCCGUGAGCUGGUCGUGCCACAUGAUCGUCCCUGCACAGGUGUAAAAAGUAUUUUCAAAAUGCCUGUAAUGACAGAUGACACUUCUGCAGAAAUGUGACCACGUAGAGCCGGCGUGCAGCAAACACUCGAGCAGUGAAGCGAUCUUCUACGGGGGCCAGAUGCACGGCGCCGCGGCGGUGUGUCUACGGCGUAACCUGCAGCCGCAGGGUCGCUCACCAGCGUUCAUGUCCUCGGUCAUGGUUACAUACGGCGACGUAAUGGAUACGGCCCGCAGAGAGAGAGAGAGAGAGAGAGAGACGCCGCGAGGUCGGCCCGACAUUUCUAACCAGCGGGGGCUCGAAGGCCUUUUUUGAACUUCCUGUUUCUAGUCAAUGUGUUAUUUUUACUGAAAUAAAGUAUGUGGUUCAAAAGAGCUUAAGAGAUCUUAUAGUUUUGUUCGACAAUUUAAAAUAUGUCUGCUCACCAAGGGCUGAACCAGACAUCGGCCAUGUUUCAUGUCAUCUGGAUGCUAACGCUAGCUAACACUAGCUAACGCUAGCUCACGCUUGCUAACGCUAGCUAACUUUUUGCUUCAGCAGAUUGUAUUCGCACCACAUAAAAGUGGUGUUUGUCCGUGAAGAUUAUCUUGGUGAACCAAACAUUUAUUUUAGGCAAUAAUCCAAAAUCCAACAGAAACUCCUGAUGGAUUUUUCUUUCCUCUUUUUUCCGUUUUCCAUUUUCACGUCAUCGCUGCAGCUCUCUAUCGAAUCCAUCGAAAUUGUCCACGAGGAAUUUCUCAAGCCAUCUCUGCGAAGUGAUCCGUCUUCUUCUGCACAUUUUCUAGGUGGCUCAUUCUCACUGUGAGAAACUCAAUAGAAGAAAAGGGUCAUUUUUUAUUUAUAUAUGGUGAUCAAAUAUUUCAUCCAAAUCAUUAAUCAAAAAUAACGUAUGUAUGUGUGUGAAAUGUGUAUUCUAUUUAUUAUUUAGGUAAAUACGCAGCAGAUAAAUAAAGCUAAUUUUGCAGGAUUUUGAUAGUUUUUCGCAAUUUCUUGAUACGAUUUUUAUUUUUUUAAGUCUGAAUCUGAGAUACUUUUAUACGCUGUUUUGACAGUGUGGAUGUGGUUUGAUCCGCAAAACAACCCUUAAGACAUGUGGCUUUAGUAUGUUUGAACCUGAAUGUCUUCCUUCAUUUAAUAAAGAUCACAUCGCU
This is a messenger RNA of Pungitius pungitius (ninespine stickleback), 3873 nucleotides long. It is a transcript of the gene kcna7, whose product is annotated as potassium voltage-gated channel, shaker-related subfamily, member 7. Gene Ontology annotation, biological process: protein homooligomerization; potassium ion transmembrane transport. NCBI's taxonomy places the organism in Eukaryota, Metazoa, Chordata, Actinopteri, Perciformes, Gasterosteidae. The transcript is spliced from 4 exons. The coding region runs from base 387 to 2015 and encodes 542 amino acids. Gene Ontology annotation, molecular function: delayed rectifier potassium channel activity; protein binding. Gene Ontology annotation, cellular component: voltage-gated potassium channel complex; membrane. The record is from RefSeq and is a predicted model, not a curated record.